UAGAUACGCAUAGGAACGACGUAAACUAUAACCUACUUCCGGUGAAGCUGUCAACACUUUUUAUCAAACAAAAUACAGAAUCGAACAGAACCAAAAAACUUGUUGACACAAUGGCUGCUGCUGUGACAAAAGGGACAGAGAGGGAUCCACCUAAUUUUGUUCACCAAAAUGCAAUUUUAUGUGAAACAAUAAUGAAAGAGCAAAGACACCAAAAAUUAUAUACAAACUACAGUGUUAACCCAUUCAAAAAACUGCAUGUGCUUUCUGGAAAACCAAACUCAAGACAUGACACAGAGGAGGGUGAAGAAGAUCAACAUUUUCUCAAAGUAAUAAACAGAGCCAAUCAAGAACCAGUAAAGAAAUACACAUACCCACAGACAGAGUCACAAGAAUAUGGCUGGAUAACAAAACCAUUGAUAGAAAAAGAUAGAUCAGACAGAAGAAUUAACUUCCCAAGACAAAAUACUGCCAUUACAAAAUAUAUGGAUGCUGCAUGGAGAGUGAAGGAGCAGACAGAGAAUAUGAAUUGAUGACAAUCUGUUUUAGCUGUGACAAACACUAUACUCUAUUGAUAAAUCACAAACAUCAUGCAAUAUUUAAAAUUUUCAAAAUGGGAUAAAUUUUGCAUAAAUUGUCUCCCUUUAGUUCAGUCUUUCAAGAGAUGGUAGUGUUUAUGUCAUAUACAAGUAAAAAAUAAAAACGAAUAGUAAUUGUGAAAAUUGUGAAUAGUUAAACACAUGUUUUUACAAAUUUGCUGAUAAAGGUACAUGUACUUAUUGUCAUUAUCAAAUAUUAUUUAAUUUUACCAGUAAGCUUUAAGGCUGUUGAGUUCUUUACUAUUUUACUGCUACAUGAACAUGUAUUAGGUUAUACAAUAUUGUUUCUGUUACUGUUCUUUGAAUAGAGCCAAAUGUUUAGUAAAAUGAGUUUGUAUUUGUUGUAUUAAGAUCCAGAUGUUUAAAGCAAUCACAUGAUCUAUUAUAAUACAGAAACCAGAAUGACCAAUUACAGUUUGUACCAAAUUUUGUAUGUUUUAUGAAAAUGUGUUACAUUUUAUAAAAGCAUUUUGUUUUACAUAUUUAAAGUUUUAUUGUGUACAUAAAAUAUCUCUGUUUUUAAUAAAAAAAAUUAAUAAU
Molecule: messenger RNA, 1136 nt
Organism: Mytilus trossulus (common blue mussel)
Lineage: Eukaryota; Metazoa; Mollusca; Bivalvia; Mytilida; Mytilidae
Product: cilia- and flagella-associated protein 144-like
Exons: 4
Coding region: 111-530 (139 amino acids)
Cellular component (GO): ciliary base
Source: RefSeq, a predicted model, not a curated record